Messenger RNA from Clarias gariepinus (North African catfish), 3204 nucleotides. RefSeq names its product nuclear receptor subfamily 4, group A, member 1 (gene nr4a1). Gene Ontology annotation, biological process: cellular response to corticotropin-releasing hormone stimulus; regulation of transcription by RNA polymerase II. Gene Ontology annotation, cellular component: nucleus; transcription regulator complex. The coding region runs from base 238 to 2010 and encodes 590 amino acids. Gene Ontology annotation, molecular function: nuclear receptor activity; zinc ion binding; nuclear glucocorticoid receptor binding. The transcript is spliced from 8 exons. The record is from RefSeq and is a predicted model, not a curated record. NCBI's taxonomy places the organism in Eukaryota, Metazoa, Chordata, Actinopteri, Siluriformes, Clariidae.
CAGAAGCCGGGAGAGAGAGAGAGAGACAGAGCGCGCGCGGAGUAGAGUGUGCGGUGGUGAUGCACGAGCUGCACUCGCAUUACGGACAUUAAAAUUAAAGUCCAGCAGAAUCAUUAUUAUUAUUCACAAGCAGAAACUGGCUCAUAGUCUUUGCAGCUUAGAAAAAGCCGUGAUGUUUCAUUACUGAUGGAUUGAUUCUACACACCUUAAAAAGACAGGAGGCGAAUUCAACCUCAAAUGUCACAACAACUAAAAUCUCUUCAGCCUCUGCCUGACAGAACUGCAUGCAAAGAAAUGACCUGUGUUCAAAGCCAACAUGGAGUCCAGCCUUAUGAGAGCAUGUUCUUCGGCUCAGAGCUUAUGAACCCUGACUUCACCUCCAGGUUGACCAUGGACGUGAGCGAACAGCGGGAGCAGCUCUCCACAUCCUCUCUGCCGAGCAUCACUUCUCUGGUGGGAGGAUACGGGGGAGAAUUCGAUGCCUACUCCUGUCAGCUUGCCACUGCCACUGCCUCAGCCUGCACCAGUGCCACCUCGGGACAGGACUCCUUCAAGCUGGAAGACCUCCAGGUUUAUGGCUGCUACCCUGGCACGUUCACCUUAAGCUACAUGGAUGACGCGGUGUCUACGCCUGGCGGCUCAAACUGCUUCGGCAGCCCCGUCUCGGCUCCUUCACCCUCAACCCCUGGUUUCCAGUCAGCGCCCUCCUGGGACGGAGCUUAUGGGUCGUGCUCCCCCGAUGCAGGCUGCUGGGGUUCAGAGAAGACACCGCUUCCUCAGGCGUCUACCUUUUUCACUUUUGGACCUCUUUCAGGAGAGGACAUGUCUCCUCUGGGGCAGAUGCAACAACAUCAUCUUUCUGAGCAGGAUCCGUUUUCUCGAGGCCUCCAGAACAACUUCAGUCCGCUCAGGAUGGAUCAUAGCAGCAGGGACAGUUCGAUCCUGGUGGACAAUCCGCUGUCUCCCAAAAUCAAGAGUCCAACAGGGAACGAAGGGUGCUGUGCGGUGUGUGGGGACAACGCCUCAUGCCAGCACUAUGGAGUGCGUACCUGUGAGGGAUGCAAGGGAUUCUUUAAGCGUACAGUACAGAAAAAUGCCAAGUACGUAUGCCUCGCUAAUAAAGACUGUCCAGUGGACAAACGGCGGCGGAACAGGUGCCAGUUCUGUCGCUUUCAGAAGUGCCUGGCAGUAGGAAUGGUGAAAGAAGUUGUCAGAACAGACAGCCUAAAGGGCAGAAGAGGUCGUCUGCCUUCUAAGCCGAAAGCCGUCACAGAAUCGGCGCCUGCUGUGCCGUCCGGGAACAUCAUCGCCUCGCUUGUGAAUGCGCACAUGGACUCGAACCCAGCCAUCGCAAAACUGGACUACUCAAAGUAUCAGCAGACAGUGCCUAACGUGUCUGAAAACGAGGAAGCCGAUGACAUCCAGCAGUUUUACGACCUGCUGACCGAGUCCAUGUGCGUGAUCAGAAAGUGGGCCGAAAGCAUCCCAGGAUUCACCUCCUUCUCUAAAGAAGACCAGGACUUGCUCUUCGAAUCGGCCUUCGUCGAGCUCUUCAUAUUACGACUGGCUUAUAGAUCACAGCCGAAGACGGACAAACUGAUCUUCUGCAACGGUGUGGUUCUCCACCGUACGCAGUGUGUGCGAGGAUUUGGCGAGUGGAUCGACUCCAUCAUGGAGUUCUCGCAGAGUUUGCAUCGCCUGAACCUGGACGUGGCGUCGUUCUGCUGUCUCGCCACGCUCGUCAUUAUGGCAGAUCGACACGGCCUGAAGGAACCCAAGCGCGUGGAGGAUUUCCAGAACCAUCUUAUAACAAGCCUCAAAGACCACGUCGCCACGAGCAUCUCCGAAGCGGCACGUCCCAACUACCUGUCGCGACUGCUGGGGAAACUGCCCGAGCUCAGGACGCUGUGCACUCAAGGCUUUCACCGCAUCUUCUACCUUAAACUAGAAGACCUGGUCCCACCCCCUCCGAUCGUGGAGAAGAUCUUCAUGGACACGUUGCCUUUCUGAAUCCGGCCGUUUAAAGACGUGAUUAAAACCUUUGGGAAAAAACAAAGACUCGAACUCGAUGUGAACAAAAGCACAGCAGAGCAGAGAACAGAUUCGGAGGCACUUGUCUAAUCCUGGCAGCUCUGUUUUCUUUUAGACGUACGACUAUGAUCUUCUCAGCAGGAGUCAGCGAACACUUUGCAGCAAAAAAAAAAAAAAGCCUCACCAAGUCUAUGUAUGUUUCCUCAACCCCGUGUUUUAUUUCAGAAGGUUGGAAUCGUGGCUUUUUUUUGUGAUCUUAAACAACACAACUUUGUGCAGCUUGACAAUUGAACAUGUUACAUGGUGUGUGUGUGUGUGUGUGUGUAUAAAAGAAAGUUUUCAUUUGAACAGUAUUAGAACAACUUCAGGACGUUUAACGAUGUGAUGAUACUGCACAACAACAGCAAAAUCCACAGAAUUCAAUGGUGCUUUAAUAACACACCUGUGGAUUAUUAGAAAAAAAGAAAAAGGCCAUGGACCAAAAUUGAUAAUGUUUACAGGGUUGCACAACAUGACUAAAUGAAGCCUUAUAUCGCCAUUACCGUAAAUUCAAGGAGCACCGAAUGAAUGUGAAUUAAAUUUUAAAAAAUUCUUUUAAACUGUUGUUUUAAAAUUUAAUAGUAGAUAUUUAAUAAUUUUAUUUUAAUGUAAAAAAAAAAAUUAAGUCAGAAUUUAAAUGCCAUGUGCUGUGCUGAAAACACAAGACGAGCCUUCUAGACAUUUCUUAAAUACAUGUACACCUGAGGUUUACCCCUUACUCUGAUUAAAACCAGCCUGUAUUUCUUUAGGCAUAAAGAUUCACUGUAUAGAUCCCUAAGUGACGAUAAUGACAAAACAUUUCCAUCUAAACAUUUCUAAAGAUGUCCAGUGAUUUUCUAAAUUUCUUUCUUUUUUUUUUUCUUUUUUUUGCAAGUCAUUUAACUCUGAGUAUUAUCACGGACUGAAGAAUUUGUUUAGUGUGCCAGCCAGACCUUAGCACAUGCAUAUUUGUAUGUACUGUAUGUAUAGAGAUGGCUUGAGAUGCGAUAUAUUUUUGUCUUUAUACUGGCAUAGUGAAAAUGUCUGGGCAUUAUGGUGUUUUUUUAUAUAUGAUAUUUUUGAUAUUCUUAGAUGUUUGCUAUCUUUCAUUACUAAUGUUGUUCGGCACUAUACAUUAAAAUUAUGAAGAAAUCA